Messenger RNA from Raphanus sativus (radish), 6564 nucleotides. RefSeq lists its product as uncharacterized. The record is from RefSeq and is a predicted model, not a curated record. Gene Ontology annotation, biological process: DNA integration. The coding region runs from base 484 to 5667 and encodes 1727 amino acids. NCBI's taxonomy places the organism in Eukaryota, Viridiplantae, Streptophyta, Magnoliopsida, Brassicales, Brassicaceae. The transcript is spliced from 8 exons. Gene Ontology annotation, molecular function: nucleic acid binding; zinc ion binding.
AUAAAUAGCCCCCCUCUCACAUUGUUAUUGUCACCAAGUUCAUCAAAGAAAAAAAAAAAAAAGAUAAAAGAGAGAAAAGAGUUGAUGGGAGAUUUGGGGGAUGUUUUGUAGUGACUGAGCCACCACCAGAGCUCGCCGGAGUCGCCUCACGCAGUGAUCACGUCCAGCUUGUCACCACCGAUCGCAGCCCUAGACCAUCAUCGUGUUCCUCUCGACGAGACGAAGCCAUAGCCACCGAAAUCGUCGAAAUCGGAGCUCAGACGAAGCCGUACGAGCCUCCAGAAGAUCAGCCUUCGCGCGCGCGUGAAACAGACGCUCCGCCGUCACCUCGCCGGAGCCGCCGCGUCCGGCCGCCGUCAGUUCGCCGCCGGGAGUCCGCCGCCGCGUCGCCACCGCACCGCCGCCGCCGCCGGUGACUUUUCCGAUUUGGAGUCUAUUUGAGCAUCUGGAGUUCAUAGAUACCACUUCUCUACAUUUUCUAAGAUGCCGCCGAGGAGAGCUACUCGUGCCCAGAUCGCCAGAGAUGCUAGAGAGGCUCAGGAUGAGCAUGUUCAGCCCGCGGUUCCUCAGGUUGACCAGGAGGCUAUGAGACAGAUGGUUCAGGAUGCUGCUAGACAGGCUGCUCAGGAGGCAGUUCAGCAGAUUGCUCAGGAGACAGCCAGGCAAGCCGCUCAAGAGGCUGCCCGGGUAGCUGCACAGGAGGUUGCUCGUCAGAUGGCUGCAGUUCAGCAGGGUCCUCAGGUUCAGAUGCAGCAGGGUCCGCAGAUUCAGGUUCAGCAGGCUCCACCAGUUCAGGUUCAGCAGGCUCCACCAGUUCAGGCUCAGCAGGAUCAUCAGAUUCCAGAUCAGCAGGUUCCUCUUCCUCAGGUCCCAUUGCAGCAUGUUCCAGCUCAGCAGUUUGCUCAGGGUGUUCAGGAUCUACCGCCACCACCACCGCGACCCCAGGUUUACCAGGCUUAUGAUGAGACAUUCUACAGAUUGACGCGCCAUAUGAGAGACAUGGAUAUGGAGCAUUUUAGCGGGACAAUAGAUCCCAUAGCAGCGCACGAUUGGAAGUUAGCGCUUAAGCGGAAGUUGGAGAUUAUUGAGUGUCCACCGGAGUUGUCUCUCAGAUUGACUAUGCAGUACUUGCGUGGAGAUGCUCUUGUUUGGUGGGAAGGAAUUCGAUUGGAUCAUGAUGGACUCGAGAGGCUUACUUUUGAAGAUUUCAUCCGGGAGUUUGAUAGGAAGUACUUUCCGGAAGAGGCUAUGGAUAAGCAGAAGAGUGAUUUUGAUCAUAUAAGCCAGGGGGAGAUGUCAGUAAGAGAAUAUGAGCGGAGGUUUAACCAACUUCGCAGAUUUGCUGGAGGUGGUAUUACAGAAAAAGAUUUGAUCAGGAGGUUUUUGAAGGGGAUGCGAGUGGAUAUUCGCAACAGAUGCCGUGUUGUUACUUACCAGAGAUUGGGAGAUUUGGUGGAGAAAGCCGCUGAGCAGGAAGAAGGUUUGGCAGAAGAGAAGAAGCUUACUAGAGCUGCUCAGAUUAAGUCUGGGAAAGCUCCGGAGUCCCAGAGGAGAGCCGGAGAUCAGUCUGGAUCACAGGGUUGUCCACGUUGUCGUCGCCGUCAUAGCGGAAAAUGUGUCAAGUGUUUUGCUUGUGGUCAGUGGGGACACACUUCGAGGUAUUGUCAGGUUAAGCCAGUGGAUACGCCUCCAGUCAGACAGGUUGCAGCACCAGCAGUGACCAACAUGAUUUGUUACGGCUGUAAGCAGCCGGGUCACAUCUUCAGAGAUUGCCCGAGGAGGGACAAUGUAGCGCUUCCACCACCACCGAAGCGCCUAGCCAUCGCUCCACGUGUGUUUACAGUUGGAGAUGCCCAGGGAGCCGAGCCGAUAGCGGGAUUGGUUUCGGUUGGAGGUGAGCCAGCUCACACCUUAUUCGAUUCGGGAGCUUCUCACAGUUUUGUGAGCCCGCGUUUGGUCAAAUCGUGGUCUUUCCGAGGUGUCUUCGAACCGAAGGCUAAGCAGAUUCAGACCGCCGGAACAGAGAGAUUGGGAACAAUCGGAGUUCAUCGUAAUGUACCAGUUAUGCUUGGAGGAGUUGACUUGCUUGGAGAUUUGACGGAGAUGGAGAUGAGUUUCUACGACGUCAUACUUGGGAUGGAUUGGUUGACGAGACAUCGAGUUGUAUUAGAUUGCCCGGAAGCAAGAGUUAGUAUUCCAAGAGCAGAGGGAAAGAUUACAUUUGAGGGAGCCCAGACAUAUCAAGGGGUUUCUAUCGUCUCCAUGUUGCGUGCAGAGGAUUUACUAGACAAAGGAGCUGAGGGAUUUUUGGCGACCAUUUCGAUGGUUAAUGAUGAUGAUCAGCAGGAGCUGCAUGAUAUUCCAGUAGUUGCUGAGUAUGCAGAUGUUUUUGAGGCCUUAAAAGGGCCACCGCCAGCUAGAAGUGACGUUCUUACUAUCGAGGUGGAACCAGGGACAGCACCAGUUUCACGAGCUCCUUACCGUUUAGCUCCAGCAGAGAUGGCUGAGUUGAAGAAGCAGUUGGAGGAAUUAUUAGACAAGGGUCUUAUCAGGCCGAGUACUUCACCGUGGGGAGCACCAGUAUUGUUUGUGAAGAAGAAGGAUGGGAGUCUCAGGCUUUGUAUCGACUACAGAGGGUUGAACAAAGUUACCAUCAAGAAUAAGUAUCCACUUCCGCGUAUCGAUGAGUUGUUAGAUCAGUUGCAGGGAGCUUCAUGGUUUUCUAAGAUUGACUUAGCGUCAGGAUACCAUCAGAUUGCUAUAGCUGAGGGUGAUGUGCGGAAGACGGCUUUCCGUACACGCUAUGGACACUAUGAGUUUGUUGUGAUGCCAUUUGGGUUGACGAACGCACCGGCAGCAUUCAUGAAGCUAAUGAAUGAUGUGUUCCGCGAGCAUUUGGAUAAGUGUGUGAUCGUUUUCAUCGACGAUAUCUUGAUUUAUUCUCGGAGUAGAGAAGAGCAUGCUGAGCACUUACGGAUUGUGUUGGGGAAGCUUAGAGAACAUCAGUUGUUUGCUAAGUUGAGUAAGUGCAGCUUCUGGCAGAGAAAGAUUGGAUUUUUGGGUCACGUGGUUUCAGAAGAGGGAGUUGCUGUAGAUCCGGAAAAGAUUAAAGCUAUUUCAGAGUGGCCGACACCUAAGAGUGCGACAGAGAUCCGCAGUUUUCUUGGUUUAGCAGGAUACUACAGGAAUUUUGUCAAGGGUUUUUCUAGCAUUGCAAAGCCAAUGACAAAGUUAACAGGCAAGGACGUCAAGUUUGAAUGGACAGAUGAGUGCUCGGAGAGUUUUGCUGAGUUGAAGCGACAUCUGACACAGACGCCAGUUUUGGCACUCCCGAGGCCAGGGUUUCCAUACGAGGUUUACACCGAUGCAUCAGGUACUGGAUUGGGAUGUGUAUUGAUGCAGGAGGGUAAAGUCAUUGCUUAUGCAUCACGACAGUUGAGGCCUCACGAGGCUAAUUAUCCUACGCACGAUUUGGAGUUAGCGGCCGUUGUCUUUGCAUUGAAGAUUUGGAGAUCAUAUUUGUAUGGAGAGAAGGUGAAGAUUCUCACAGAUCACAAGAGUCUGAAGUACAUCUUUACUCAGACGGACUUGAACUUAAGGCAACGCAGAUGGAUGGAGUUGUUAGCAGACUAUAAUUUGGAGAUCACUUAUCAUCCGGGAAAAGCCAAUCAGGUGGCAGAUGCUUUGAGUAGGCGCAGAAGUGAUGUUUCAGGAACCAGAGAGGUUCAGGAGUUUACUGGGAUGCUAGCUAGUCUCAGAUUGUGUGCCACUUCUGUAGACGGAGAGAUAGUUGGUCUCGAGGCCGUGGAGCAGGCAGAUUUGCUAUGGAGGAUACGCAAAGCUCAGGAGGCAGAUGAGGCUUUGCGUAAGCAGAUUGAGAUCGAGAGUGUUGGAUAUCAUACAGCAUCGAGUGGGAUGUUCAUGUACCGGAACCGGAUUUGUGUGCCCAGUGAUGAGCUGUUAAGAAAGGAGAUCUUACGGCAAGCACACCACUCGCGUUUCUCUAUUCAUCCGGGGAAUACUAAGAUGUACAGAGACUUGAAGCGUUAUUAUCAUUGGCCGGGUAUGAAAAAGGAUGUUGCUACAUUUGUAUCGCAGUGUCAGACUUGUCAGUUGGUGAAGGCUGAGCACCAGGUUCCUAGCGGGUUAUUGCAAAACCUGCCGUUGCCGGAGUGGAAAUGGGACAUGGUGACUAUGGAUUUUGUAUUGGGGUUACCGACUACUUCAGGAGGGAAGAAUGCCAUAUGGGUAAUUGUGGAUAGAUUGACCAAAUCAGCCCAUUUCUUAGCGGUUAAGAAGAACGAUGGAGCGAGUCAAUUGGCACAGAUUUACAUCGAUGAGAUUGUGAGAUUGCACGGAGUUCCUGUCAGCAUUGUAUCGGAUCGAGACGUGAAGUUUACGUCCAUAUUUUGGGGAGCCUUUCAGAAGGCACUUGGGACGAAGGUCCAUAUGAGCACAGCUUACCACCCGCAGACCGACGGUCAGUCCGAGAGGACUAUUCAGACUUUAGAGGAUAUGUUGAGAGCUUGCGUUCUAGAUUGGGGAGGAAGUUGGGCAAAGUAUCUACCUUUAGCGGAAUUUGCCUACAACAACAAUUAUCACUCGAGCAUUAAGAUGGCACCGUAUGAGGCUCUUUACGGUAGACCUUGUCGCACUCCACUUUGUUGGACAGAAGUUGGGGAGCGACGUGAGAUAGAACCAGCAAUGGUGCAAGAGACGGUAGAGCAGGUAGAGAUGCUCAAGAGACGGCUUAAAGAAGCCCAUGACCGCCAGAAGAGUUAUGCAGAUAAGCGGCGAAAAGAUUUGGAGUUCCAGGUUGGCGACCUGGUAUACCUGAAAAUGAGAACGUUUCAGGGAGGAUCUAAGACUCGGAAGCUAAAGAAGCUUAAACCGAGAUACAUGGGACCAUUUCCUAUUUUGGAGCGGAUUGGGGCAGUUGCAUACCGACUGAAUUUAUCGGCAGAGUUAUCAGACUUCCAUGACGUGUUUCAUGUUUCUGUUUUGAGGAAAGUCGUUAGAGAGCCAGAGCUCAUUUUGCAGCAGCCACCAAGUGAUCUUGGCAAAGAUUUAUGUGCGCCGUGUAAGCCAGUGGAGAUUUUGGAUCGCCAAAUGAAAACAGAUAAGGGUAUGAUGACCAUGUUGGUCAAGGUUCGUUGGGAGAGAGACGGGAUCCAGGAGGAGACCUGGGAGCCCGAGCUACAAAUGAGGAUUGACUAUCCAGAGUUGUUUCGGGAUAUUAUCGGACAGUCUAUUGGUGACUCGAAUUCGGGGACGAAUUCCGUGUUAGUGGGGGAGAAUUGUAACGACCCAAUUCCGGCUACCGAGUUUGUUAGCACGCCAACGUCCAUGCACACACCCACAGUGACUGAGCCACCACCAGAGCUCGCCGGAGUCGCCUCACGCAGUGAUCACGUCCAGCUUGUCACCACCGAUCGCAGCCCUAGACCAUCAUCGUGUUCCUCUCGACGAGACGAAGCCAUAGCCACCGAAAUCGUCGAAAUCGGAGCUCAGACGAAGCCGUACGAGCCUCCAGAAGAUCAGCCUUCGCGCGCGCGUGAAACAGACGCUCCGCCGUCACCUCGCCGGAGCCGCCGCGUCCGGCCGCCGUCAGUUCGCCGCCGGGAGUCCGCCGCCGCGUCGCCACCGCACCGCCGCCGCCGCCGGUGACUUUUCCGAUUUGUAGUCUAUUUGAGCAUCUGGAGUUCAUAGAUACCACUUCUCUACAUUUUCUAAGGUGAGGGCUCUUUCCGAACUUCUCGUACACGACUUAGGAUUUCGAAUAAAUAUAAUUUAUUUUUACUACGUUCCGUCUGCUUGAAAUCGAGUCUGUCAUUGCUUGUUUAGCUUAGGUUGCUUGCUUAAACCGGUACUAGGGUGUUAGAUGGUUCAACAUUGAUUGCUUCACUUAAUGUUAUUUCAUUUUUUAGCUAGAAUUGUUUGUAGACGGCUACGGGAAGGUGUUCCUGUAUGUCAGAUUGUGUGGAGGGUACGGCCAGUUCAGUCGACCGGCUGGACCGUAUUCUGGAGGUGUCGAUGAAUCGUCUGAGGGCGGUGUACGAGCACUAUCUCGAGUGGUUGUUAUAUUUUGGCCUGUUAGUGGGCAGCGGGUGUGCACCUCGCUAGGACCAUUGUUUGAUGUUUGGGUACUUUAGGUACCGUGAUUGUACGUAUUAAGAUUAAAUUAUUUUUAUCCGUUAUUCUAUGUCUAUGUCUAUGAAUUUUCGGGAUUAGCAUCCCAUACCUCACUGAGCGACUCCCCUGUUGCUCACCCCUCCUUCUUUCCCCUUUCAGGUGAGACCACCGAGCAGGAGUGAUUCUACUGGACGGAUGCUUUUGAGUGCUAUUGGGCUUUUGGGCUUUUUAUCACAUCUAUCGUUAUCUACUUUUAGGCCUUCGGGCUUUUAUCUUUCGUUUAUGUUAUUUCGUAUUUUCGGACUUACGGAUUUAUGUUGUUAUUUUUACUUCGGAUGUUAUCGUUAUUUACGGAUUUGACGUUACGGUAUUGUGAUGACGUGGUUGUGGACUGUGGUAUAUUAUAUAUGGAGAUUAUUAUUAUUAUUAUGA